AUGGUGGAAACCCUUACUGCAGACCAAAUUCAGGAAUUCCGUCAAGCUUUCGACAUUAUUGAUAGAAAUGGUGAUGGAGUUAUCACAGUUGAUGAUCUUGCAGCAGUUAUGAGAGCUAUUGGCCAGUCUCCAACAGCUAACGAAUUACAAGAUAUGAUCCGCGAGGUUGAUGCCGACGGUAAUGAUACUAUCGAUUUUACAGAGUUCCUUGCUUUGAUGUCACGUCAAAUGAGACAGUCAGACAUCGAAGAUGAGCUUCGAGAAGCAUUCAGAGUUUUCGAUCGUGAUACAGAUGGAUUUAUUACACCAAACGAACUUCGUUCAUUAUUAAUUAGCUUAGGUCUCGACUCAUCUGCAGAAGUUGUUCGUCGAAUGAUUAACGAAGCAGAUAAGAACAGAGAUGGAAAGAUUGAUUAUGCUGAAUUCCGUGCCCUUGCUCUCGGAAAGUAA
Messenger RNA from Trichomonas vaginalis G3, 450 nucleotides. Its product is annotated as calcium-binding protein family. Gene Ontology annotation, molecular function: enzyme regulator activity; calcium ion binding. The record is from RefSeq and is a predicted model, not a curated record. NCBI's taxonomy places the organism in Eukaryota, Parabasalia, Trichomonadida, Trichomonadidae. The coding region runs from base 1 to 450 and encodes 149 amino acids. The transcript has a single exon.